AUGACUGAAUCACUGUGCUGUAUAGACUUAGAAAAGCCUACAUAUAGAAGCCUCAACGUUUUAGUUUGUGGAGGUUGGGGACACGAUGAAGAUGAAGACGAUCACGGUCAUUUAACAUUUAUCGCUACUCCAGUAGAUCAUGGAGGCGGGCAUGGAGGUGGGCAUCGUGGAGAUGAAGGGGACGAUGGUGGACACGGUGGACACGGAGAUGACCAUGGCCAUUUAACCUUUGUAGCUACUCCUGUUUUAGUAGAUUACGGAGGUCAUGGAGACGAUGAUGGAGGGGGUCAUGGAGGCGGCCAUGGUGGUGACGGCGGAGGUGGUCAUGGUGGUGUCGGCGGAGGUGGUCAUGGUGGUGACGGCGGAGGUGGUCAUGGUGGAGACGGCGGAGGUGGUCAUGGUGGAGGUGGCCACGGUGGUGGCGGCGGUGGCGGCCAUGGUGGUGGUGGUGGCGGCGGUGGUGGCCAUGGUGGACAUGGAGAAGACCACGGACAUUUAACCUUUGUUGCCACUCCUGUUGUUAUAAGUCAUGGUGGUCAUGGAGGUGGUCAUGGAGGUGGUGAUGGAGGUGGUAACGGAGGUGGUCAUGGUGGUGGUCAUGGAGGUGGAAAUGGAGGGGGCCAUGGAGGUGGUCAUAGCGGUGGUCAAGGAGGUGGCGGUGGAGGCGCCCAUGGUGGUGGUCAUGGGGCUGCAGGAGGCGCAGGAGGGCAUGGUGGAAAUGGAGGAGGCCAUGAAGGUGGUCAUGGUGGCAGUAAUGGAGGCGGCCAUGGAGGUGUAGGUGGUCAUGGCGGUGGUAACGGAGGCGGCCAUGGAGGCGGAGGUGGUCAUGGUGGUGGUAACGGAGGCGGCCAUGGAGGCGGAGGUGGUCAAGGAGGAGCAGGGGGACUUGGUGGAGGUCACGGUCAUUUAGCCAUUGUUGCUAUCCCUGUUGUUGAAAAUCAUGGAGGUGGUCAUAAUGGAGGCAACGGCGGCGGCCAUGGAGGCGGAGGUGGUCAUGGAGGUGGACAUGGUGGUGGUCACGGUGGCGCAGGAGGAGCAGGAGGAGCAGGGGGACAUGGUGGAGGUCACGGUCAUUUAGCCAUUGUUGCUAUCCCUGUUGUUGAAAAUCAUGGAGAUGGUCAUAGUGGUGGUAAUGGAGGCGGACAUGGAGGUGGUAGUGGAGGUGGACAUGGAGGAGGGAAUGGAGGUGGCCAUGGAGGUCAUGGAACUGGACAUGCUGGUGGUAACGGAGGUGGUCAUGGAGGUGGUAAUGGAGGCGGACAUGGAGAUGGUAGUGCCGGCGGCCAUGGAGGUGGUAAUGGAGGUGGCCAAGGAGGCGGACAUGCUGCUGGUACCGGAGGCGGUCAUGGAGGUGGUGAUGGAGGUGGUGAUGGAGGUGGUCAUGGAGGCGGAGGUGGGGCAGGAGGAGCAGGGGGACAUGGUGGGGGCGGAAAUGGUCAUGGUCAUUCUGCUUAUUUUCUACACCCGGAACCUGCAGCUCAUAAAGCAUUUAUUGUUACUCCAAUUCAUCAUGGCGGUCAUGAUCAUCAUUAA
Messenger RNA from Anoplophora glabripennis (Asian longhorned beetle), 1533 nucleotides. Its product is annotated as glycine-rich cell wall structural protein-like. The coding region runs from base 1 to 1533 and encodes 510 amino acids. NCBI's taxonomy places the organism in Eukaryota, Metazoa, Arthropoda, Insecta, Coleoptera, Cerambycidae. The transcript is spliced from 3 exons. The record is from RefSeq and is a predicted model, not a curated record.